UUCCCGUUGUAGCCAGGCUUUCUGUAGAUUUCACACUCCCAGGAAACUGGCUCCAAGAUUUCUGCACCGACUCAAUCGAAAUGAUUGCCUUGCUCUGAUCAAAUUUUGCGCUGCUUGGCUUGUUCAUUGCUCGUACUGAUGAACUAAUUCCUAGUCUGAUAAAUCCUCGUCAUUUCUCUGGUUAUCCAGGUCAAAUGGAUGAUGUCUUGCACUUUACUCCCACACAGUUGCAUAUUGCUAUGCAUUUUGUAAAAGCAAUAUCCGGUCAAAAAUCUUUGCUACGGUUAAGGUAUAUAACAUUUCUUUGUAUUCUCUCCACGAUACAGUAAGCAAUCAAAAAUAAGCUACCAUAAUAUUAACCUAUCCUCACAAAAGCAUCGUAGCCAAUUUCGAUUUGUCUGUUCAUAACAUUAUGUUUUCAUGUGUACCAACUUUGUUUAAAUACAGUUUGUAGAUUUAAUACACACAUGUAGCAAUUUGAUCUUGUUUCGAUUCAACAGGCAUUGUGCAGAACAAGAUUUCCUAAACUUUUCUGAAGCAAAACUGAGAGCUCAACGCCAGCAUCGAGUCUACUCUUUGGCCCAGUAGCUUUCACUCGUUAAUUCUUUUCUUUCCAAUGCCUCUCAUUAACACAACAAAGUCACAACAAUAUUUGAGAACGGUGUGAACUUGCAACGGAAAAUAUGAAUGGAAACAUGAGAAUAGAGACUUUUCAUUGUCCAAAUGGGGUUUCAAAUUUCAAUUGCUUCACACAGUUCAAAACACUUUAUAUUGCUUUUCCUGCACAAGCGGGAAGAAAUCUUAAGGAGGCAGUCCUCGCAGUUUUCAUCCGGUGUGAUGACGUUGAUUGUGGUGACGUAAAGAUCUAAAAGUCAAGUCAAAAUUUGGACGGUAUUACCUGGCCUCAAGUGAUGAUCUCCAUAAAUUGCAAAGCUUGUUUGUGUGCUGAGCUGUGUCUGACCAAAGCUACAAAGAAAGUUACAACCACCACAGACAAUCAAGCAAGAUUCUGUUUGAGUACUACAAAUGAAGCCAUCAGAGAAGCCGUUGAGUGGACCAAAAAACUCAAUUGAAAGAGGGAACAGAGUAAAUGAAGCCUGUAUGAGAAGAAGCCCGGAGAUAAAGAAAUUGAUCCGAGUGCGGGACGAGACGAAAGUUGCGAUAUAUGGAGAACAAUUAUAAGUAGAAGGCAGUUUGGAGUAUAUGGAAAGGCGUGGGCUAUGCAACAGAGAUGCAAAAACCUGGAAUUAAAAGGCCAUUCAAGGUUGGGGCACGGCCAGCAUUAUGAGUUCGGUAUUUGUGACCGGACUGGAAAAGGAAUGGAAAAUUGUAAAUGAGAGUUUGGUUUCAUACAAGAAAACAUGUAUUGGUAUUUGUUAAGGCAACUGGAUCCGAAAACAGGCACCUUCUUAAACAUCUUCGAACUCUUGCACCAUGUUUAUUGGAUAAUAGAACAAAACCUAUGCAGCUGUCAGUAUUAAAGAACCCAAAGAUGGAACACAUAUUGGCUCAAAUAGAAUUACCUAGAUUCUUAUAUAAUCUACAUUCUAGAUUCGUUACACCAUGCUUAGUCUAAUAAUGCCCUUAUAAUCUUAUAAUUCUUGUUAUGUCUAUUCAGAUUAGUAUUUUUCUUUAUGGUAAACUGCUUGGUGAAAGGUUCAAUGUAGCUCCAUUAAGUUGUCUGAAUAGCGCGUAUUCUCAAUGGAAACUGCGUGUCGUGAUGUCGUGGUCUUUGUCAAACAAAAUUCACUCAAAGAAAUAAGUAUCUUAUUGAAUCUUAAUACUGUAAUAUCGAUACUGUAGUAAGCAUUUAGGCCAAAAUGUAAGAUCAAAAUAAAUAAUGAUCAUUAUUUUAUCACGAUAAGACGUAGUAUAAUUUGAAGGUGGGGCAUUGUUAAGAACAUCUUUUUUGGAAAACAGCCAUAUAAAGCCGUUAUAUUUAUUUCAGGGUUAUGUGAAUACACUCUCUUUUUUAUAUAAGAAACCGGCUAUAAGAAACGAGUACAGGACAGUCAGAAAAAAUUAAGAAGCUUCAGUACUCGAAGCAAAAAAAUCAAGAAACUAAUAAAUCGUGAUAAAACUGAGAACAACGAAAUUUUGUAAAAUCCAAGAACAUGAUUGCCCGGUUAGCCUAGAAAUUAAGACACAAGGGAUAAAAAUAUACUUCCCACAUCUAAAUACAGCAUCAGGACGGAAGCGAAUCUCUUGACGUGAUUAAAAAGGUCACGAACAGUUCAUUACAUCAUUCAUGACACCAUAAUUAAGAAACUCGUAAGAAACAAUGAGUAUUGAAACUGGAGUAUUCUACAUCGACCUUUGCUUUUUAUAAAAAAAAUGAGUGUAUUGGGCAAUAAUUGUGAGUGGGAAAAAUCUUAAAAUAUCAAAAAACACCUUUAAGCUAGUACAUUAGUCAUAUGUGAGCAUGUUAUUGAUAUUUUAUCUAUUGAUGCAAUUCGAGAGAGAUUUGAAGGAAUGAAAUUUCAUUGGUUGAUCAAAAGAGGCACUAAAUUUUGAAUGUCAAUAUACACGAAACCAAUACGAAAAUACAGAUAUGUAUAUUUAUCUGUAUUCACUUUAUUGUACCAACUCUGGUUAACCUCCUCAUUGUAUUCACUUUAUUGUACCAACUCUAUUGUAUUAAUUCUAUUGUAUUGAUUUUGCAUAUGUCAGCUCCAUUUGAUUUUUAAAGAAUUACUGAUGAAAAUUUCGGUCGAAACGUUUAAGCGAUAGUGUUUUUUCUGAAUAUCUAUAUGUGUAUAAUAUAUAUAUAUAUAUAUGUAAGUCGCUGCCAUUGUCCAUUAAAUGAUAAGAAGAACCAAUGCUAAACAAGGGUGGCUUAGAAGGAUGUUUCCUUUAAUCAGCGCAAUCUUCGAACCCUUCCUCGGGAAGUACUCGGGGCACAUGCUCUAAGCUUUUGGGAAAAUUCCCAUUUCCUGAGACCCUCCUGCGUGUACCACAAAAUGCUUCCAAAUCCCUGGUUUUUUGUAUAUCCUCAAUUGUUUGUUGUCUUUCUAUUCGCUUCUCUUUUCUUUCGUUUUAUCUCCUUUGUCUUCCGUUUGGUUGUAUUUUGUGGUUUUCGUUUGUGUUUUCAGACAUGGGAGUGCCACCUUAUUUGGACGUUGCCUGUGCAGCAACCAUUUACUGCAGUGGUACCAAAGUUUGUGAUAAAUUCGGUGACCUUUUCCGUGUCAGGACUACACACCAUCCAGAAUGUGUUGAAAGAUUUUAACAUACUUCAAUAACAACGAAGUUAAAAGAGAAAGAGACAAAUAAUGCCUGUUUUGCGGUCAAAAAUAACAAGAAAAAACUGCUGAUAAAGGUUUUCCAAACAUGUCUAUUCAAAUCAAAUACCUACAGAUGUGUAGAGAUUAAAUCUAAUCCUGCCUGGAAAAUUUGCCUGGACUGCUAGAAUUGAGAUUCGUGACUGGGAUUAAGCUUGUCAAACGAGACAAUGCUUUCUUAAUCCAUGAAAGGUCACGAAAAGCCCCAAAUGGAAAGCCUUUUCUUAGCAGGAACCCCAUCAAGAAUGAUCUCUUUUUGUCUGUUACUCAUGCAACUGACGUCAAAAUUUGGUAAGGUUAGUUUACUGCAGACUAAAGAGAACUAUGUAAACAGCGAUUUUUAGAAAUUUUGUUUGUUAUUUCUCAAAUGGGAGGUUAGGAAUUGAGACAAUUCGUAGAUAGCAUCAGAGGCUCAUAUGAUGCAUAACUGAUACGGUUAUCCACCCAAUAGGAUGAGAAAAUUGACGACGCUAACAAAUUAUCUCAAUUUGUUAAUUCUUGGGUCAGGAGAGCAAUCCUUGAAUUGAAAAAUAAAUCACUUGCUCAGUCAAUUUCUCUAUACUGAGUCCACCUUUAGAUUCAAACAAGCAAGGGCAAUAUAAUAAAAACUAUGAUAAUAAACUCACUAACAUAAUAUUUUAUCUUCCUAUUAUCGCUUUAAGUGUAGAAGAAGACGGACUCAAGAGCUUCAACUUGGAGCCAUCCUGUUCAAUACACCAAGGCGUUUACAGUUUUGCCUAAAAGGUAUCAAGCACAUCCUACAGAAAAUAAUUUUCACUGUAUAUCAUAAUAUAUAUACAUUGAUUUUUGAUAAAUUACUGAUGAAAAUGAAAGAGUGAGUUUUGAGAAUUCAUUUUAUUUUCAUUUCCAUUAUAGAUAAAAUAAAUACAUUAUUUUCUUGAAAGGAGAGGUUUCAGGAAGGCACGAAUACAAGAAACAGGAAUGAGUUUGCCUUUGCAUGAUGCGUUGGCCCAAAAGGAAUCUCCACGAACAAAAACAUUUGAGUCACCCAGCCGGAAAUCUUUAAUGCAGCAAUUUCAUCUAGGCACGCCAUUAGAAGGGCAAGGCUGGCAAAACACUUCUGUCUGAAAACUCUCACGCCAUGGAACGUGAUCCUGAUGCAUACAUCUUUCCGCGAGCUUUCCGUGAGUUGAAACCAAUUUCCCAGACAAGAAUUCCAGACAAUACAAACACCAACACAAUAAGCCUAGAUCGCUUGUAAGCGCUCGAGUGCUUGUUGCAUCGCGCACGAUUUGCAAAACGAUUCCAGAUUUCUUCACGAUCAAGACGCUCCACGCAAUCGUGCGUUGUCUGGAUUUCGUCGCUUAGCAACUUGAAUGCAAACCUCCCUCAUAUCGAGGCUCUCCUUGAAAACUGAUCAUAAUUUCCAACAUAGCUAUUGUCUCUAGAAGCGUGAUUGAAACUGUGCAAUAAAUGCAGAAAGGCCUGGAUCCUAAUUCGCAUAAUGAGGUACAGGUACAAACAGUCUCUCUUGCCUAGAUCAUUAAUUGCAAAGGGGAAUGCAUCGGCUGAUUGUGAAUGGUUGCUUGAAGCCAAAUCUUUCGGCUUCUAAAAGGCCCAUUGGCAGUAAAAAGCAAAACAGCUAAUUAACAAAUCUUGCUUAUUAACAGUGACUGGUCUCACUAAAAACUCGGUACAUAACUACUAGUUUAGAUGUGUGCUUAUCUAAGAUUAGGGGUGAACUCUAUAGAGGAAGCUCCCCCUAUGUAUGUGAUGAACUGCUUCCACAUUUAGAAUAAAAUCUUAUUCCCUCCCUUCAUGCUAAGCUGGGGUAUAUGGUUUUUAACCGCAGAGAUAUAUAAUCAUUGAACUGAAAGGGGGGAUUCUGACGGCAAAACGACGAAAACAUUGAAAUUGUGGUGGGUAGACGAACUGCUUUUCCAUGACAGGAUAAAAGCAUAUUAUGUAAAAUGCUAUUUCUUUGUUUUGCCCAUAAAACAGCUUUUAAGCAAGACAGUCUUUAAGAAGCAUUCAAAAUUUGAGCGGUAGUGUAUCCGUGCGGUCAAAAAGAUGCCAAAAAGACUCCGUGCGGUCAAAAGGCUUCAAAUCUACUUGGGGAUGUUCUCGUCGUUUCAUUUAAUUAUUCAUGACUAGAUUAGAAGAAACAGCGAGAAAUUACGGGCGCUAAUUUUGAAAUAUAUCAAUUCAGGGCCAGCAUCCUGAUUUCAGUUGCAGCUGCAAUGGCAUUAGAACUGGAUUGAGGAGCUUCACAUCCAGUGGAAAUAGAAUCAGAGAUAAUUUAUAUAAGCAAUUAGGAAGAGAGAAGGGCUACCUAAAAACACUGUUAUUGGCAGGCAGGGGUUUUUUCUAAAGAUUCAGCAGCCACGUUACCGAGAGAGGGCAUAUGAACACCAGUUCUUCAGCUACUGGAAAGAAAAGAAGCUUUUUAUCAAAACCAACAAUUACAUAGUGAAAGCGGCAUAAACUGCGGCUGUGCAUCCAGCCCAAGCUAACCAACAUGUAUAGGUAUUAUACAUAGGUUUCAUAUAUCAAAGGGUAAAUACUUCUUAUGAUAGCAAUGCCUAGAGCAGGCAGAGCGAUGCAGAAAAAUGCCGUAAUACCUUACAGAUCCAAGCCUGUUUCGGUCAAUAGCCACAAUACAACAUGGGCUCACCAAGCAAGCAUUCCAUCAACCUCAUCUCCAAAAUGGAUUACGUCAUCGACAAUUAAUGUCAUAGAAAGCUUUUUGAGGAAACAAGGAAUGGACAGCGAUGGCUGGAGCAACAUCGGAGUCAAAGACCUGGAUUUGCCAGCGUACAAGGUAAACAGCUACGCAGAGAGAGCAAGGCACUGUUUUACGUCAGCGACAAAAAGAAUUGUUCCAAAAGAAGGCAAUGUCCUUGCGGGAAUGGCCUUCAUUCAAGAUUUGCUUACACGGGAGGACAACUAUGAUGGCAGCCAGCAAAGGACGGCGUUAAGCCCUUGCAGUGCGGUUAAUGAGACUAACAUCAUUUCAUCUAACCAAGACUCCUUAAGUGCAGCAACAGUCUGUAUAAGAAACCUCAGAAAAGAAUCGUUGGUACAGCGAGAGUUUUUAACUGUUCCAACUCAUGAUGUCACAGUUAGAGCUUUAACAAGAAGCCGCUCGCCAGCAUUGAUGCCCGUGCGAGCCACCAAAACACGAUCAGCUAGACUGACAUCACAAGGGACUCAAUCGGAAUCGAUGCAAGGGUUUUCAUUUGAGGCAGUCGUCGAGAGUUUCAGUGAUGGUGAAACAUGCCAAAGAGUGACUCAGAAAACAUCAUCAGUUAACUGCGAUUCGUCACUUGGGGUACCUGAUGGGGAAAGCUGCAAUGGGGUUGAGCCUCACACCUCUGAUACCACAUUCAAGUGUGACAACAAAAGUCGUAAAGGGGUUUUACUUAAAGCCAAGAAGAUCUACCCUUAUAUUGAAAAUACAGAGAAAUACAAAGAAAUGAAUAAAAAGUUGUCGUUUUUCACAGAUGUCUAUAGGAUGACGAAUCGGCUAGGCGAAAAAGAUAAAAGAAAAAUUGAUGCUGCCCAUCGGAAGGUUCUUGAGGACGCAUAUACCAAUGUCAAAUUUUCACCAAUUAGCGGCUCAUAUAAAUAUUUAGUAAACCAAAUGAAGUAUAAGAAGAUGGUCAAGAAAUUCUACAAGUAUGUAGAUACUUCCAAUCUGACUGGCAGUUUCUUGAACAAAAACCAUGUAAACAUUAACUGAUGGAAAUCUUAACACUGCAAAAGUAAGAUGCUAAACUUUGCAAAAGGCCUUUAGUUUUUAUUCUUAAAGAGAUUUAAACCAUUUUGACACUAAUUACUGAUAGAGAAAGUUUUGAAAUAUAUGUUUACCAUUAAGUUUGCUUUCAAAUUAUAAUCAUUGUCUAGUCUAGGCACAAAGCACGAACUUUAGCUAGAAUUGCUUCCACUGCAUUGUGUUUGUAUAAAAAAACAGAAAUGUUACCAAAUACAAAGGAUUUUCAUUUCCUUUUCCUAUUUUACCAAUAAAAGUGCGAUCUCUAAGCCUUAUUUGAUAAUGCUGAUCACCAAUAUCUUUAGGCAAAUUGACUAACCAAUCAAUAUUUGUGGUGAAAAGCUUAAACCGUUGAUAUUUGAAAAAUAAGAUUGAUGUUUGAAAAAAUUGAGAUUUAAUUUUGCAACUCAUAAAAUUAUCGUAAGUAAUUUUUUUAUCGAGAGAUGACUUCAUUGUUGGUUAUCAAUUAUUGACCGAAAAAAGAUGUAAAUGCUAAAGCGAUUAUGAUUAUUGAUCUUGAUUAUGAUGAUGCUGACGUUGAUUAUAAUGAUUACAACAAAAAUUACACGCCCAUCUGUUGUGCACAGGCGAUUUGUUUCUCAUUAUCAAGGGUUUUAAUCAUAUGGCGGAUUGUAGUUAUGUAUCGAAUUUAUACCUUUGUUUUGUUUCGUGAAAGGUUAGUGACGACCUUCAGUUUGCCUCUGAGAAAAAUUCUAUGAACAGUCAAAGAUUGCUGAAAUUGUCAUUCUUUCUUAAAUGAAAUGAAAGCAAGUAUCGGUGUAUGUAGAAAGCCAGGCUCAUUCACGCAAGGAGCUAAAAAGUCUUUUGAACUCAAGCUCUUUGCUGGCCACCAAAUACAUGAUGUCACGAAGACCUAAUUAAGGUAAUCACUGCUUCCUAGAUUAACAAAAAUAACUUGAUUUUAGUUUACGUGUCAUGAAAAUUAAGCUCUAAAAAUAAGCACCCAAAAUUCUUUUUGCUCGUAAGAUUGAUCAGAUAAACAAAGAUUUCUUUAAAACGUUUACAGCUGAAAUCUGUGGUUAGAAAAAUCUUCGAAGUUUGUGGCAAUUAUUAGAAAAUACUUCAAUAAUUUAUCAUAAAAGGGGGACGUAAUGAGUUAGAAUUGCUAAUUUUAUUGUGUGAUGCAUAGAAAGUCUUUUCAAAUUCGUUCCUUAUUGUGUGCAGGUGAAAGAAAAUUAGUUGAUCUUAUACUGGUUUUUUACUGCCCAAAUUUCAUAACAGGCAGCCACAGAGGACGCCGUAGAACAAAAUUGCAUUUAGAUGAGUAUUACCAUGUAAGAGAAAUACUUUUGUAAGGAGAGGCUAUCAGGAACUGCAAAGCUUGGAAAAAGUUUGACAGCAGAUCUAAGGAAAUUCAGCACUAAACUCGCAUUGGCAGAGAUCCUUGCAUUCUACUGACAGCAAAAAUUAAGAAAAAAUAUCUGAUUUUGGGCUUUCCUAGAACUGAAGAUUAAAGCAUAAAUACUUCUAAUGUUUAUCCAUUUUCCUAAUUGAUAAUAUCUAGGCGACCUAUUUAAGUUAUUGGAAAGGCAUCAAUAUGAGUUUUCUACAGAAAAAAGUGGCUGCGAGUAUUGAGAGAGCGUCGCAGUGGAGACCAGCAGAUAGCAUAGCGCGGUCCACCGCGGGCCGAAUGUCGCCUCUUACCACGAUAGCAGUCAUCAAAGAUUUCCUACAACGGCAAGGAAUGGACAACCAAAGCUGGAAUAUUACGGAAAUUAAAGACCUGACUCUUCCGAGCAUGCGCAUAACAAAGCCAGUUGUAAAGGGCCAAAUCCUAAGGGCUCCCUCUAGAUCUUUGAUAUCGAGGAACGAAAACGCACUUGAUGAUGUAAGAAAAAUAUUGUCCAGUCCAAAAUCACAACAAAAUUACAAAGUUCCUCUGAUUCAGGUAACUGCUGAUAGCCCCACAUCUGAAAAAAGUGACCAUGCGAAGGAGAAAAAUGCUGCUGACCCUGACUUUGAGGUUCAAGGAAAAAGUAAAUCGGGAAAAACUUGCAAAGAUUGUCUGCAAAAAAGCAAUUUCAAGCAAAAUGACCUGUUUAAGUUACCACGUGAUAAACUCAAGACGUUUGACAGGGAAAAUGAAGGGAAAAUUUCAACAACUAAUGAAGCCAAAGAGAAAGAUUCUGACAGCAGCGUAGGAUCAUUGGAUUAUUACUUCGUGUGCAGUGCAGAGGAGAGUCCAUCGGAAGCAUCAGUUACAAGAUUAUUUGAUUUCCUUGAUGACAAAUAUUUCUUAGAAGGAACAAAAACCUCGACAAGUAAUGAGCGUGAGAGUAAAAAUGGAGAGCACAACGGCAAAGUUUCUGGAGAAAGACAAGGUUUUGAAGAAAGAAAUAUCACUGUUCACUAUAAAAACAACAGGGAGGGUGGCACAUCUUCAAAAAGAAGGACUUUUCGCUCUAAACAAGCUAGUAUGAUAUCAGAGAAGCAAGGAGGCACAAAGCCCUUGGAGGUCGUAUUACGUGGUGGACACGAUGAUAGAGAGGAAGCUGAGUACGAAGAACGCGAGAUUCCAGAUUUUGAGAUGAUGGUUAAGAGAUUUAACGAGGUAUCCCCAUUAAUAAGUGGUUUCAACAAAAGGUACCCAAAGCUGCGAGUUUCCUUUAAACACUUAGUGAAUCAUAUGAACCAUAGACGCCUUGUGAAGAAGUUUUACGGCUUCGUCGAUUCCCAACGACUCAAUGCCAAUUUUUCGCCACAGAACUUGCUGCUAAACUCAGGAGGCUUGGACGUCAGACAGGGGAACACACUUCAGCGACGGAAAAAUGGACCUGGAAAGCUGCCGACGGGCCUUGGUAAAAGAGAUCGACAACGAAGCAGAAAAUUUAUAACUUUCAGCAUAGGCAACAAAAUGGAGAAAGAAAAAACAUGAUCAAAUUCGUGUUUGGUAUUCUAGUGCUUUGAGUGUGACUGACUUUGAGUAAGAAGAUGGUGCCAUAUGGUAGAAACUUGUCACAGAUUUUUUUCAAGAAACGACCUUGUGUGAACUCAAAUCAUAAUGUAUUCAUAUAUUCCAAAUUAGAUGAUUUGAUCUAUAUACUGUCCGAUUAUGUACCUCAACAGUUUAAUGAAAUUAUUCUCUCGUAAAUCCCCUCGAAUUUGAUGUCAGAUUAUAUUGAAAUAUCAAAGAGCAAGUAUUUAGACAUUUAAAAUCUUGCAACAGGGUAGGAGCAUUUAAAUCUAUGGUUUAGAGGAAAUCAAACAGGAUUGAAAAAAUACAACUUUACACACACAAAACAUUUUGUUUUGUAUUCCUUAGUCAGAAAAUGUCUCGUGCUUCUCUCUUUCAAUCAAUGCUACUUAGUGUCCAUAUCUAUUUCAAUAAAUUUGCAUAUCAUAUAUCCCAAAAGACAAUUGCUACUUUGUAGGAACUGUCAAAAGACUUCUAAGAUCAAAGGUAUGAUUCUAAUCCCUUAGAAUAAGGUCAUCUAUUGGGCUUGACGAUACACAUGGGACACAUAAACGAUAGCCGCCUUGCCCGCCUACCCCUGGUAACAGUGCCAAAAGGGCUUAGAAGAGGUUUUUACUGCUCUUCCAAUUCUUAUCAAACUAUGAUCUACCUAAUUGUCCUAAAAAUGGAUAAAAAUGUGCUGGGUAGGGUUUGGUAACAUAAGGGAAAAUUUAUUAUCUGGGAAAUGGCAAUAUUAGACAGUUUAGCAUAGAAACUAUAAAAAACCAGGCGUUUUUGCAAAAUAAAAGGGAAUGAUUACCCAUAUUCCCCAAUGACAACAAUCUGACAUUCUACUGUUAUUUCUUGCUAUUUUGGUGGUAGUCUAUUGCACAUGUGACAGAAUAGUCAACAGAUUCCUUGGGCCCAUCUUUUUUACUUUUACAUAUUUUGAGGCACCAACACGAUAGAGCAAAAUAAAAGAAGGGUGAUUCACUUUAGGGAAGGGGGUAUUGCAUGUGUAUGCUUUUACAGAAUGAUCUUACAGUUAGGGCAUUUUGAUUAUGGCUUUAAAAAAUCAAAUAUUUCUUUUCUUAUGAUUGAGAAUAUCACAUUGUCUCAGUUAAUAUUGACAGUUAUUAUAAUUUAAAAAUUCCAUCAUAAAACACAUUUUGCUAAUUCAGGCAUUUGAUUUAUUUUCAUGUCACAGAUGGAUGGCAUUAAGCGGUGACUCUAGUUUUGAAAUGUUCAAAUACUAAAACUUUAGAACUCUUACUAAAAUAUCUUAUUACAAAAUUUAUCAGCAAAUAAAACAGCUGAUAAAAUGAGCACCUUUGGAAGAUUUUAAUAAAAGGGCUGUGGAAUAUGAGCUCCUAACUCUAUUUCAAAGUCUUUUCUGGGGUGUAGUCAACUAAUUUCUUGAUAAAUUUAGAAAAUUGUUUAUUUACACAAAGGCAUAAAGUAAUGGAGAUGCUUCACUGUAUUCAUUUGGAAUUGGCUUUCUACACAAGGGGCAAAUUCCUUUCUGCUUGAGCCAUCCCUCAAUGCAACCAAGGUGAUAUCCAUGCUUACAAGGACAAAUGACAACUUGCGCACCUUCAACAAAUGCUUCAAUGCAAACUGGACAAACAUCAUUGUUACAUUUAGAUGACACACCCAGUAGUCUAUUUAUUUUUUUCCCUGAAUACUUUUUUAUUGCACAGUGGGGCA
Rhopilema esculentum is the source of this 11635-nucleotide messenger RNA. The record is from RefSeq and is a predicted model, not a curated record. Lineage: Eukaryota; Metazoa; Cnidaria; Scyphozoa; Rhizostomeae; Rhizostomatidae.